AUGUCUAAACGGAAAGUGUUAACGUUGGAUGAUAGAGCUCGUGUGUUGGAAUUAAGUAAGAACAAAAGUGCUCGUAAAUUGACUGAAGAAAUGGGCGUAGGAAAAACCCAGAUCCAAAACAUUCUGAAACGGAAAGCAGAAGUGUUGGAGGAUAUUGAAAACAAUGUUUCAGGUGAUCGUAAACGUGCGAGGAGAGUAACUGUUCACGAAGAUGUAAACAAUUUGGUAUAUGAGUGGUUUAAGGACGUGACUGCUAGGAGAAUGCCCGUGUCUGGGCCUAUCUUGUGCACUCAAGCUCUUUAA
Mercenaria mercenaria is the source of this 303-nucleotide messenger RNA. RefSeq names its product jerky protein homolog-like. The transcript has a single exon. The coding region runs from base 1 to 303 and encodes 100 amino acids. The record is from RefSeq and is a predicted model, not a curated record. Lineage: Eukaryota; Metazoa; Mollusca; Bivalvia; Venerida; Veneridae.